AUGGUCGACAGCGAGCCUAACUCGCCAACAUGGAAGUUCACGCAAUGUUUUGGUGAUAAAGGGGACGUGGCCGACAUCACAGAAGCCGAUAUCAUCUCUACUGUGGAAUUCGAUCAUACGGGUAACUAUCUUGCCACCGGAGACAAAGGCGGGCGCGUUGUACUAUUUGAGCGCAACGAGACGAAAAAGUCGUGCGAGUACAAGUUCCAUACCGAGUUUCAAUCACACGAACCCGAAUUUGACUAUCUCAAGUCCCUAGAAAUUGAGGAAAAAAUCAACAAAAUCAAGUGGUGUCGCCGCCAAAACGCGUCACACUACCUCUUAUCAACCAACGAUAAAACUAUCAAACUCUGGAAAGUAUUCGAGAAAUCGCUUAAAGUUGUUGCCGAAAACAACCUUUCCCAGGACUUGACACCAGGAGGUAGUGCGACAGGUGCAGGAGCGGCACGUCCCUUAGCAUCAACGCAGCAGUUCCGAAAUGCUGCUGACUUGAAGCUUCCGAGGCUUACACACCACGACACCGUUGUUGCGGCUGUUCCACGCCGUACUUAUGCGAACGCACAUGCGUAUCACAUUAAUAGCAUCUCUGUCAAUAGUGACGGCGAGACUUUUAUCAGCAGCGACGAUCUCCGGAUCAAUUUGUGGAACCUAAACAUACAAGAUCAAAGCUUCAACAUCGUUGAUAUCAAACCUGCCAACAUGGAAGAGCUCACCGAAGUUAUCACAGCAGCUGAAUUCCAUCCUAUGAGUUGUAAUUGGUUCAUGUAUGCCAGUUCAAAGGGUACAAUCAAGUUGGCCGAUAUGAGAGAAAGUGCCCUCUGCGACCAGCAUGCUAAGUUGUUCGAGCAGGAGGAAGAUCCGUCCACCAGAUCGUUCUUCUCGGAAAUCAUUUCAUCAAUCUCUGAUGUCUCGUUCUCGUUUGAUGGCCGAUACAUUCUCUCGCGAGACUACCUAACCGUAAAGAUUUGGGAUAUCAACAUGGAGCGACAACCGGUCAAGACGAUACCCAUUCACGAACACCUACGACCUCGUCUCUGUGACACGUACGAAAACGACAGCAUUUUCGACAAAUUUGAAGUCGUUUUUUCGGGCGAUGCAAAGAAUGUUAUGACGGGAAGCUAUAACAACAACGUUAUGAUAUAUCCAUCAGACCCCGAUAAGGAAAUGGAGGUUGUUCUUCAAGCAGAUAAGUCUGCUUUCAAAGCGAAAAAGGUUGGCGUUCCAGCACCAAUCAACGCUCCCACUAGCCCAACAUCAAACGGUAAGAAGGGGGGUUCCCGUUCGACUAGCCCCGGUGGCCAGAGAAUGCGCAAGGAGACAGAUGCCGACCAGAUCGAUUUCAAUCGCAAGAUCUUACACAUGAGCUGGCAUCCAUUUGAAGACAGCAUCGCCAUCGCUGCGACAAACAAUCUCUUUGUCUUCUCUGCCCUGUAA
This is a messenger RNA of [Torrubiella] hemipterigena, 1434 nucleotides long. Lineage: Eukaryota; Fungi; Ascomycota; Sordariomycetes; Hypocreales; Clavicipitaceae. The record is from the annotation of a GenBank genome assembly.